Molecule: messenger RNA, 1781 nt
Organism: Lampris incognitus (smalleye Pacific opah)
Lineage: Eukaryota; Metazoa; Chordata; Actinopteri; Lampriformes; Lampridae
Gene: siae
Product: sialic acid acetylesterase
Exons: 10
Coding region: 139-1638 (499 amino acids)
Biological process (GO): carbohydrate metabolic process
Molecular function (GO): sialate O-acetylesterase activity
Source: RefSeq, a predicted model, not a curated record
AGCACCGCUGUCCUACCAGUCUAACUUGAUCCGAAGAAAAGUAAUGAUCACAGGAUCUCGGGUCAUCUGGCGAUCUGAUUCAUCAUGACAACAGUUCAGCGUUUGUGAACACGGCGUGGUUUGCUUUGUGUACCUGAAAUGGCAACAAUAACAUGUAUUUGUUCUGCUCUUACGUUUCUUGCGCUUUACGCCUGUGCUGGAGACUUGCGUUUUGCAUCCUACUAUGAUAACUCCAUGGUGCUGCAGAGGUCUCCAGAGAGAGCCGUGCUGUGGGGCUACGGGCUUGAUGGUGCACAGGUCACCGUCUCACUGUCGGGACUGGUUACCCAGAAAACCCAUCCAGUCACAGUGACAAAAGGCAUCUGGAGAGUCACCCUUGACCCCGUUGAAGCUGGGGGUCCCUAUAAUGUGACAGCUGCCCUUCAGAACAUCACAGUCAAUCUUACAGAUGUGCUGUUUGGAGAUGUCUGGCUUUGUGGAGGGCAAAGCAACAUGGCCUUCGCAAUGUCUCAGAUUUUCAAUGCCUCAGAGGAACUGGACCUUGCAGCUAAGUAUCCCCAAGUGCGGAUUUUUAUGGCAGGUUUGGACUUAAAUGAAACUGAGCUGACAGACUUGUCUCAGGUGGAACUAUCUUGGUCUAUACCUACCCCAAUGAAUCUGGCCAACUUUUCAGCAGUGUGCUGGCUUUUUGGCCGCUACAUGUAUGAGAAGCUGAGGUACCCCAUUGGCCUAGUGCAGUCCUGUUGGGGGGGGACCCCAAUAGAAGCCUGGUCAUCUUUAAGAGCCCUCUGUCAAUGUGGCCUAGAGGAGACUGAAGACAGCAAUGAUCCCAGUCCUAAAGACAGAAAUUCUGUCCUCUGGAAUGCAAUGAUUCAUCCACUCGUCAACAUGACGCUGAAAGGGGCCAUCUGGUACCAAGGUGAACAAAAUGCAGACUAUCAUCAGGACAAGUAUGCCUGUUCCUUCCCUGCCAUGAUUGAUGACUGGAGGCUUAUUUUCCAUCAGGGCACAGGGGGACAGACAGCCUUAGACUUUCCCUUUGGAUUUGUCCAGCUCUCUACUUACAGAAAAGGCUCCAAAAAUGAAGGCUUUCCCAACAUCCGUUGGCACCAGACAGCUGACACUGGCUUUGUUCCCAACCUGAGAAUGAAGAGAACCUUCAUGGCUGUGGCAAUGGAUUUGCCAGAUGAGACCUCACCCUAUGGCACUAUCCACCCCAGGGACAAGCAGGAUGUUGCCUACAGACUAACAUUGGGAGCAAGAGCAGUGGCUUAUGGAGAUAAGGAUGUGCAGUUCCUUGGACCUUUCCCCUACAAAAUCUUGGUUGCUCAGGCGCAUCUCAAUGUCACCUAUGACCAGACGAUCUCUAUCAACCCAUCUCAAGAUAUCUUUGAGAUCUGCUGCUCAGCCCUGAAGGUGCCAUGUGGUCCUCAGUCCAUUUGGCUUCCAGCUCCCAUCAUGCAGUGGGACUUUAACACUGUCAAGGUGUCCACCAGUGUGUGUCAACCUUCUGAAAGAGUGGCUGGUCUUCGAUAUGCAUGGAAAGAUUGGCCCUGCGACUUCAAGGCUUGUCCAAUUUACAGCACUAGUGGGAUUUUACCUGCACCUCCAUUUAAAAUCAACCGCUGGCCAGGAUAGGACCAGAGAAGCCAGGGAAUGGAAUAUUCUGUAUGCCCACAACAUACAAUACCUUUUCUUUUUUUUCCUCCCCUUUUCUCCCCAAUUGUAUCUGGCUAAUUACCCCACGCUUCCGAGCUGUCCCAGUCACUGCUCCACCCCCU